AUGACGAAAGCUAUCGAACGCACUAAAUCUUUCAAUGAUUUCAUAUUCAGAGAAGAUGGCGAAAAUCUUGAGGGUGCUGUACUAAUCUCUCUGGGUGGAGGAUUCAGCGAUUACCAUCGUAGAAAAUGCGCUGUCGAUGUUGGGCUUAGUAGGAAGUGUAGUGGUUACUCCGUGGAUUUGCGUGAUUUUGUACAUGGAAAGGAAGUAGACAAAGAAGAGUUGAAGAAGCUAGUUGAAGAAACAUUUGGCCCACUUCCACCUGCAAAACUUCGUUUUGUAGCAGGUGUUUUUGAUCCAGCCAUGGUUUUGUACUUGACCAAAUUAGGUUUCGACCUUUUUGAUUCAUCUUAUGCAGUUAAAAUGGCCGAGGAGGUGAAUGUUUUCAUGCUCGCAUUGAAUGUUUUCAUGCUCGCAUUGCCGCAAGAACAUCAAAUUUAUAGUCAAAUCUCUAUCUCGUUGUUCCAGGCGAAAGCUCUUCGGUUAGCCGACGACUUCCCACACUCGUCACGUUUUGAGCUCCUGGACUUCAAUGAUGACAAGUAUGCGGAUGAUUACGACAAGUUGUUUGAUUCGUGCGAUUGUUACACGUGCAAAAACUACACUAGAAUGUACUUACGGCAUUUGACAAAUACUAAAGAGCUACUAGGGCCUAUACUGCUGGUGAUUCACAACAUGGCUGAGUACCAGCGAAUGUUUUCAUUGAUAAGGAAGGCUAUUGAUGAGGGAGAUGCAUUGUGA
Molecule: messenger RNA, 738 nt
Organism: Cylicostephanus goldi
Lineage: Eukaryota; Metazoa; Nematoda; Chromadorea; Rhabditida; Strongylidae
Source: the annotation of a GenBank genome assembly